AUGCAGCCUUCGUCCACCCUGCUCGUCCUCCUCCUCCUCCUCCCCCAGCUCGGCUCGCCGGCCCCCCUCUGGGCCCCCAAGACUCUGGCUGACUUGCUGGGGGCCGCCCCGCUCUCCGCCGCCGUCCCCGCGCCCCCCGGUCCCCGCGCCCCCCCGGCGGGAAGCCGCCCCCCCCGCGACAGCCCCGAGCCCCCGUCCCUGGACCCGGCCUGGGCCAGGUUCUUCGCCGACUUCAUGAGCGGGCAGAGGCGGUUCCGGGGCCGGACCAGGAAGGCGCCGGCGCCGCAGGGCUGCUUCGGGCUGAAGCUGGACCGAAUCGGGACCCGCAGCGGGCUGGGCUGCUAG
Messenger RNA from Mauremys mutica (yellowpond turtle), 345 nucleotides. Its product is annotated as C-type natriuretic peptide-like. Bases 1 to 345 code for a protein of 114 amino acids. Lineage: Eukaryota; Metazoa; Chordata; Testudines; Geoemydidae. The record is from RefSeq and is a predicted model, not a curated record. Gene Ontology annotation, cellular component: extracellular region. Gene Ontology annotation, biological process: cGMP biosynthetic process; receptor guanylyl cyclase signaling pathway. The transcript is spliced from 2 exons. Gene Ontology annotation, molecular function: hormone activity; hormone receptor binding.